This is a messenger RNA of Helicoverpa zea (corn earworm), 6592 nucleotides long. RefSeq names its product glucose transporter type 1 (gene Glut1). The transcript is spliced from 18 exons. Gene Ontology annotation, biological process: monosaccharide transmembrane transport. Bases 308 to 2455 code for a protein of 715 amino acids. Lineage: Eukaryota; Metazoa; Arthropoda; Insecta; Lepidoptera; Noctuidae. Gene Ontology annotation, molecular function: hexose transmembrane transporter activity. Gene Ontology annotation, cellular component: membrane. The record is from RefSeq and is a predicted model, not a curated record.
AAAGUGACGCAACAAAGAAUUCAAUCGUGUUGUAUCUUGUAAGGAAUUUGUUGAAGUAAAAGAUAUGAUCUUGCUCGUUUCGUAUUAUUUUGCACUGACACAGCAUUGUAGGGGCGUUUCCCGAGGUUGCGGGUUCGCGUCCCGGACGGCGCGGCCCGUCCAAAACUUCUGAACCCAGACUGCUCGUGGAGGAUUCAAUCAGUAACGUAACUUCUGAGUUGACGGCUGUCAUACACAAUGUCGCCGGUUAGACUGACAGCAGUCGUAGUCAAAUGACAAUAACUAGAAUAAAGUGUCGGGAGCGCUCAUGAGACAGUCGUGUCACCGUCUACUGGAACACCAACACCCAGGAGGGGAGGAGCCCCCUCUGUACUCACCCAUAGACCAAAUUUCAGUGGUACCAGACCAUGUGGGCCGGGAGGCCGGAGGCAAGCUGACACGAUAUGCGACGACGGAGGAAGACGAGACCACACUCAGGGAGCUACUACUUAGCCUACAGAGACAGGUGAGCAUAAUGAGCAUGAAUCUAACGGCCAAACUGGAUGACCUGCAACGAGGCGACCGCCAGCUCGAGACGACCGUGGCGCUCUGCGAGAUCCGCACCCAGCUUCAGGAGUUGACCAAGAGCGUCGAAUCAUGCCAGAGUGAGGUCUCCGAGGUGAAACGUGACAUGGUCGCCAUCAAGCAAGAGUUGGAUACCGUGCAGCAAGUCAAGGAGGAGAUCGAGGAGCUGCGCGAGUACGUCGACCGACUCGAGGAGCACUCGCAGAGGCGGAAGCUCAGGCUGCUGGAACAGGGGCUUACCUUCUUCCUGUCGUACGCAAUAUUGGCAGCCGUCCUGGGCAUGUUGCAGUUCGGGUACAAUACUGGCGUCAUCAACGCUCCUGGCAAGAACAUCGCUAACUUCAUGAAGGAUGUAUACAAGAACCGGUACGGCAUGGACCUGCAGGAUGACACCGUCAACAGGCUCUACUCCAUCGCUGUCAGCAUCUUCGCAAUAGGUGGCAUGCUCGGUGGCUUCUCUGGUGGCAUGAUCGCUAACAGAUUUGGGAGGAAAGGCGGGUUACUGCUCAACAACAUCCUAGGCAUCAGCGGCGCCAGUCUCAUGGGGUUCACGAAGAUAUCACACUGCUACGAGCUCCUCAUAUUCGGCAGGUUCAUCAUAGGAGUUAAUUGUGGGUUAAACACAUCAUUAGUGCCAAUGUACAUAUCGGAGAUCGCGCCACUAAAUCUACGUGGGGGGUUGGGUACCGUCAACCAGCUAGCCGUGACCGUAGGCCUGCUCCUCUCUCAAGUCCUCGGCAUCGAGCAAAUUCUCGGUACCGACGAGGGAUGGCCUAUCUUACUUGGUCUAGCAAUUUGUCCGGCGAUCCUGCAACUAUUGUUGCUGCCCGCCUGUCCGGAAUCACCCCGGUACCUGCUCAUCACGCGCCAAUGGGAGGAGGAGGCGAGGAGAGCCCUCAGACGACUACGAGCUAGCAAUCAGGUGGAAGAAGAUAUAGAGGAAAUGCGUGCAGAGGAACGAGCUCAGCAAGCAGAGGCGUCCAUUUCAAUGAGGGAACUGCUUUGUUCUCCCACGCUACGCGCUCCUUUGCUCAUCGGUGUUGUCAUGCAACUGUCUCAACAGCUCAGUGGCAUCAACGCAGUGUUCUACUACUCCACUUCUCUGUUCACAUCUUCGGGUCUGACGGAUGAAUCAGCCAAGUUCGCCACGAUGGGUAUCGGAGCCAUCAUGGUUGGCAUGACCCUGGUUUCCUUGCCUCUCAUGGACCGCACGGGGAGACGGACUCUUCAUCUCUAUGGCCUCGGCGGAAUGUUCAUCUUCUCAAUUUUCAUCACCAUUUCAUUUCUAAUAAAGGAGUUCUUCGGCUAUGUGCAGGAAAUGAUCGAUUGGAUGAGCUACUUGUCUGUGGUGUCGACGCUGAGUUUCGUGGUGUUCUUCGCGGUGGGCCCCGGCUCCAUCCCCUGGCUCAUCACUGCCGAGCUGUUCUCGCAGGGGCCCCGCCCCAGCGCGAUGGCCAUCGCCGUAUUAGUUAAUUGGAUGGCCAAUUUCGUUGUCGGAAUUGGCUUUCCUAGCAUGAAGGCACUACUGGAAAACUAUACAUUCCUGCCUUUUAGUGUAUUUCUUGCAAUUUUUUGGAUAUUUACGUAUAAAAAAGUUCCUGAAACAAAAAAUAAGACCUUCGAAGAGAUUUUGGCGCUGUUCCGGAAUUCCAACGGGAGUAUCGGAGCAGUCUUCGGGUGGGGGCGAGGCGGGCCGGCCGCCGCCGCCGCUGCCGCCGCCGAGGUUCCCGGCCACCGGCAAUGUCUGACAAUGGGAGCCCGCUGCGAGGGCGCCACUAGUCGGCCCCAUCAAGGCCGCCGCCAACUUCUUGUUUCAUGGGCUCAGACGUCCGGCCGGCGGCCGUGCCACCAUUACUACCACACAACAAAUGUUCUAAAUCGAUGUGAUUAGGUAUAAAUCGAAAACUAGGAAUAAGUCACGGCGUAAAUUAAACAUACAUAGUUCUUUAGUCGUCAUUUUAUGACAUAAUUUAUGAAAAAAAAAUGCAUAGGUACCCUGUAAAGUGCCAUUGUUUCUUGUACCCAUUUUAAUUAGAUCUUCUCAUAAUGAAUUUUAUUGCGUAACUUCGGCCGGGUCUGGGGUUCGGUAAUUACGGUCUACAGAUUAUAUAUAGCUUCUGAUACUUAUUUAUAAAUUUACUGAUAAGUAUGUUUCGAAGGCGUGGGAGAUUCAUUAUAAAAUAGUAGGUUUUUAUCCAGUACUUAGGAGCAAGCCGGUAGGUGGGGAGAGGAACUCGCGUCUGGCUGUCUUACGCACUGCUCUGAGCCAACUAAUCCUAUGUAGAACUAAUACACUUAAAAUGGGUACGAUGACUGUAAGUGUGUCGACGUAACACGGCGCGUCACCAACAUGUGUACAAACAUGUACAUACAUGCUGUGACUUUAUUGUAUUGUUGAUUUUUAUUAUAUUUAUCUAAAUAUAUAUUAUUAUUAAAUUAUUUUACAAACGUUUUGAUUAUGUAUAUUUUUACUCAUAAUAAUUAUUGUUAAAUACGUGAUGAUAAAUAAAGUCAUAUCCAGAUGACCGAUAUUAUUAAUUAUUAUGGCAGAUGUAAUAAAUAAAUAAAUAUAAUGAACAGUAACAGUGGACAGAUUGCAAUAGUUUGCAUUCGGGAAUUGAUUACGAUUAUGCGAGAAGUUUAUCUGUACGUUACAUAGCAACAUAUAACCUGAUCUACAAGAUAUUAAGUUAUUUUAUAAUUAUGUUAAAAUAAUUUUGUAGCGUAAGAGAUAAUAAGAGGAAAUUAUUAUCUUUUUAAUUGAUGAAUAAAAAUGAAUAGCGUUAUAGUAAGUUAUACAAUUUUGUGGAGACUUUAAUAAUGUAAUGCUUUUAACUUAUACGCCCCUAGAAAGAGAAAAAAUUAAUUACUUAUUAGUUAGGUUUCAGUAGUUACUACAGGGUUAUAGUCAAUUUGUGCGUCCGUGCGUCCGUAUACUGCUCAAUUCAAUAUAUUAAGACUAAGAUGAUCCGUAGCGUGUCGUGAUUGUGCACUUAGCACGGCCUAAUGUUAAUAUGUGUGUGUGACGUCGCAGCGCUGACGUCGCUGGCAUUUAUCGCAAUAAUUGGCUCAAAUGAUAUGUCACCGGUGUGUGUGGGCUCGAGUGUGUCCGACAGGAGCGAGGAGCGCGACUCACAACUCGCAAUCGUGGGAUAUUAAAUAAAUCGAUAGGUUGCAGCGUGUGCGCCACGGAAGCGGCCCGUCCCGCCACCGUGCCGCACACCGCGCGAUCGUCUUAAUUCUAAAUUAACUAUAAGACUAAAAUAUUUUCCAAAUAAAAUAAUUAAUAAAUAAUAAUAACGAUUUAUAAUUGUACAAUUUGCAACAAUAAUGUCAUUUUUAAUUUGUAAGCAAUAAGUAGAUGGAAAUGUAAUUUUUAAUUGGUAUAGCAUUCGACAUUUUUGUAUUGUAAUAAGUCACAGUAGGUUUUUUGUAAGUUAUAUUUUUAUGAGAUAAUUGUUAUGGUUGCGUUAGCGGGCGCCACCGAUGAGAUCGGGGCGGCCGAGCUAGCCCGGUCGGCUUGUUUCGCUAGGCUCUAGCGGCUGUAGCGCGCUAUUGGCGAUAGCAAUAGAGACUGUGUCUCACAAUCAAAUACUAUUACUUAAUUAGACUAAAGCAACGUUUAUUGGUUGUUCCGAUAUUUCGGUAUUAUUAUAGUUUUACGGUCGAAAGCCCGAAGAUUUUCGAAUUCGUAGUGCGCGCAAAAUUAGCACAAGUAUGUUCUAAACGACGCACAAUAUAGGUUUCCGUUUACAUACGCAUACGAAAUAUAAGCGUACUGAGUUCUCAUUGUUUCUUGUAAUUUAACUAAUUUUAUUUAGGUUACAUUUGGUAAAUGUAAUAUUGCCACAAUGCCGUGUCACAUUAGACUGAGAAUUACAUUAAUGGGACGUAACUUUAAUUUAUGAUUGAAAUAAUAAAAACAAUAAAUGAUAAACAAAUCAAUAAUUAUUCGUAAAUGUAACAUUACCGUCGAGUUAAUAAUGUAAAUGUAACAUUUGUUACCGAUCAGUGCGCAUCACUACUUUAGUUACAUUCUGAAGGCUGUGAUCUCUGUGAAUGUGCACACAAUAACAAUAACGACCGUAUCAUUAGGUAAGUUUACUCCCAACGAGCCGUGUUACCAUGGAAUAUGUUCCCUUUAUCUUCGGGCAAGCGAUAGCGAGUAAUUUGUAAAUAAUUAUAUGUAAGUACAAACUGGUACAAGCUUCAGUCGAGCCAAUGCGACGGGUACGGAACCAUGCCAUGUUACAUUUUCAAAUAAUAUAUUGCGUUGAGUUUUGAAUAAUAUGCAACGUUGUCACUUUAAUACAUACAUUGUUAAAUGUUAAUCAAUUGUGUUAUCGACCCAAGUUGUAAGAUAUUGAUAUGUAUAGUCAAAUUAUAUAAUAGCUGAACGUUACGUUUGAGAUGUUCAAGCUUUUGAUUGUUUGUUCAUGUUGCGGGUGUAGAGAAAUAUGUCGAAGUGCUGAGCAUUGGAUCGAUUGAACUUCAGAGCCCAUUACGAUUACAACCAAUCUAUAUGUUAUUAUACAAUCGAGGCAGUAACAGGCAUUGUCGCAACGUCGCGUUGAAAUCCCCGUCACGGGUUCACCUCUACUUUUUUCCUAGGAAUUGACAAUUGAUUAGGGGAGACAGACAGACAAACAUUCAUAACGCUUUGUAAGAGAUAUGAUCUCGCGGCGUGGGCUUCGCGCUCUGGUGGGACAUAGCCUAAGCGAUAGUAAUUAGCCUUGGUUUAAACUUAUUUCAUAAAAGUUACAAGAACCUGGCCCAGUAAGGGCCAACCUGACAAAAAGAUGAGAUAAAGACUGCAAUAUGGCUGUAAUUUUCCUGCAAAUUGAAAAGUUUCGAUGUACCUAUUAGAUUUUAAAAUCUCCCAAAGUUACCCCAACGUCCGAAGGUUCAUACAUAAUAAUUAUUGAAGCUGUAAUUUGUGAAAUAAGUUGCGGUUGCCACGGCUGUCUACUGGCAGCUUUGGCGAUUUAGUUUAAGUACUUAUAUGGAAAAAAAUAAUCAGCGACAUGCGUCGGUUGGUGUGUAAAGAUAUAUGUCAGAUUUUAGAAUUGUUUUUUUGAUGUUGGUUAUAUAAAUUAUAUCAUCUUUACAAGUUAGGGGUAAGUUACAGUGUUCGAUUGUCUUGGAACUGUGUAUGGUCUAGUCAUGUUGCUCAUUAUUUUUUCGGCAAAGGUUUAUAAUUUUCCUGCAGAUAUUUAAGCACUGUACAAUUUGUACAUAGUUUUUAGAUACGUGCCGUAUUAAGGCAAUGCUCAUUUGUAGAACGAUCUGUAAAUAUACGAGUAUAUAUAUCUAUCGUCCAAUCAAAUAAAAAAAAACUAGAUACAUAUUAAUCCUUAGUAAUAAAUGGGAAAGCGAGUUUGUUAGUUACGCUUUUAUCUAUUUGCUUGAUAAACUAUUCACGGUGAACGAAGUCACGGGUAAAGUAAAGCUAGUUUAUAAUAAUUAUUCAAUGAACAAAUUUUAAUAUGAAGUAACCGAAGAAUAUAAUCUUAUUAAGCAAUAAUACAGAGUUAAUAGACGUUAUUUAAUAAAUAUUCAACGUGGAUGUUAUAUCGGUCAAGUGUCGGACUCAACUGCUAUAAAAGAUAAGAAAUGUUGGUAAUACGUUAUACAUAGUAUGUGAUUAUCCAGCUACAAUAAAAAUGCUAGGAACAGCUAGUCCUGUGUAGGUAGAACACGAACAUGCUUAGGUAGCUCUGCAGUAAAAUUACAAACUGGUCAAAGUGAAUUGGUUGUCGAGUAUUGGGCUCUCCACCACAGAUUUGUGUUUGUAACUAGGUGAUAUUGUCACGUGGCGACGAUCGACGUACGGACGUACAGAUCUACGAAAGCUAGUAUAUACCCUGUUACUUUCUAAAAAAGCACUCUCCGCAAUUUAUGCCACUAUUAAAUAUCUGAUGCGUUUGAGUUUCAUGCGGAGAAUACUCCGUACUUGUACAAAAUAAACUUGUAAAAUUUUAUUGGAACUACUUGUUAUAAAAACGUAAAAAUAUACAAAAAAAAAAUA